CCGUUCUCCCUGACAACGUUUUUUGAAAUAGCUGUAUAUCACGGUCCUUGUUGAGCUAGACUACUUCAAGAGCGGACAAGAAAAAGGAAACGAGGCGAACGAGAUCUGAAAAGUCCGUGCGCUGUCAGCUUUAUAAAGACUACAUUUCUACAUAUUUCAACGAACUGACUAAGAAUGGAUAGACAACCCAAAAGAGAACAAAUUAAUACCAUUCUAAUAGCAAACCGUGGUGAAAUAGCCUGCAGAAUUGCGGACACGUGCAAAAAACUUGGAAUCAACACAGUGACUGUUUUCACAAAGCAUGACGAGUCAUCCUUACACUGCCGAAUUUCAAAGUCAUCGCAUUUGAUUUCUUCUUAUACUGACACCAAAGAAUACAUCAGAGUAGCCAAGCUAACAAAUGCAGACGCAAUACAUCCGGGAUAUGGGUUCAUGUCAGAAAAUGCAGACUUCGCAUCGCUAUGUGCACAAAAUGCCAUCAUAUUCAUUGGACCAAGUCUCGAAUCUAUUAAAACGUUUGGUAAUAAGCACCACGCUAAGCAGAUUGCUUUGAAAGCAGACAUUCCCAUAAUUCCAGGUUCAGGAAUACUUAGUGGCCCAGAAGAAGCUUUGCAAUGGGCAGCGAGAAUUGGUUAUCCUGUGUUGUUAAAGUCAGUGGGUGGUGGUGGAGGGAUUGGUAUUCGCCCAUGUUUCAGUGAAAUAGAUAUUGCUAAUGAGUUUAACCCACUAUGUUCAUUGGUUGAAAAGCAGUUUGGUGAUGGGAGGUUAAUAAUCGAGAAAUAUCUUCCAUGUGCGCGUCACAUUGAAGUCCAAAUAUUUGGAGAUGGAAAAGGUAAUAUCGCAGUCCUUGGUGAACGAGAGUGCUCCACCCAGCGACGAUAUCAAAAAGUCAUCGAGGAAGCACCUGCCCCAAACCUUGAUAAUGACAUUAAACAGCGCUUAUUUGAAGCAUCUCGUCGCCUUUGCUCAAUCGCAAAAUACGAAUCUGUUGGCACUGUGGAGUUUAUUGUUAAUGUUGAUCAGAACACCAGCUGUGAAUUCUAUUUUAUGGAAGUAAAUACUCGCAUACAGGUUGAGCAUCAAGUUACCGAGCUAACACAUGGCAACUUAGAUAUUGUUGAGCUGAUGAUUCGACAAUGUACUACCGAUAACUCCAGCAUGGAUGACAUUGAAAAGAGGUACCAAUCCAACGGCCAUGCCAUAGAAAUUCGCAUCUACGCUGAAGACCCACACAGUGGAUUUACAGCUAGUUCAGGAGUUAUCCAAGAAUUUUCCUUCCCAAUUCAACACAGAGGCUUCAAGCUGUGGUCGACGGUCCAAAGAGGAACUGAAAUUGGUAUGCUGUACGACCCCAUGAUUGCAAAGGUCCUUCAGUGGGGUCCUACUAGAGAAAAAGCCAUUGAAUUGCUCCUUGAUAGUCUUGAAAAUGCUCAGGUCUAUGGCCCCGUCAACAAUCUAGAAUACGUUAUGGAAUUUAUGAAAACAAAGUCAUUUGCCAGCGGUCAAGUGAUGACAACAACUUUGGAAAGCUUUCAGUUCGCUCCAAAUGCCUUUAAAGUCGUUAAAUCAGGAUUUUUAACGUCAGUUCAAUGUUAUCCUGGAAGAGAGAAAAGGGGCCUUUGGCGUGUGGGAGUUCCUCCUUCCGCGGCAGCCGAUUCUCUCUCUUGUAAGCUGUCUAAUCGCUUGGUUGGUAACAAUCUUGACGAAGCAGUCUUGGAAUGCACAAUUAAGGGCCCAACUCUUAAGUUCUUUAGAGAAGCAAUAAUCUGCCUUACUGGUGCUCAAGCUGAAUUUCUUGUUGAUGGUAAGCUAACACCAAUGUGGAAAAGUAUCUGCGUUCCUCAAGGAGGAACUGUAGAGAUUGGUAAAUUAUCUGGAAAGACGGGCAGCCGUAUGUAUUUGUCAAUCAAAGGCGGUAUCGACGUGCCUACGUACUUGGGCUGUAAAUCUACUUUCUUAAACGCAUCGUAUGGUGGAUACCAAGGACGGAAAAUCCUACCAGGAGACCUCAUAAAGAUUGGAGCAAGCAAUGGUGAUUCAUCAUUUAAUGUUCUUGAGAGAAUUCCCGUGUUUACUAACGACUGGGAGGUCAAGGUUUUGCCUGGCCCUUAUGCAAAUCCCGACUACUUCACUGAUGCUGGUAUGGAAUCGUUCUACUCGACACAGUGGAAAGUCCACCAUGAAUCGAACAGACUGGGAAUACGACUUCUUGGACCAUCGCCUUCAUUUUCAAGGACAGAUGGCGGAGAAGGAGGCAGUCAUCCAUCAAAUGUCCACGACUAUGUAUAUUCUAUUGGCUCAGUGAAUUUUACAGGUAACAUGCCAAUCAUCAUUGGUACGGAUGGACCAAGUUUAGGAGGUUUUGUUUGCCCCUGUACUAUAACAGAAGCCGAAUUAUGGAAGGUUGGCCAAUUUCGUCCAGGUGAUACAGUACAAUUUGUUAAAACGACCAUCGACAGCGCUUUAAAAGAGAGGAACGAACAGGAAGAAGGAAUCAAGACAUUAUGGAAUUCAGACGAACAACUGAUAACAUCACACAAAACGGCAUUGACAACACAAGCAAUCCUAAAACACGUCCCUACGUCAUCAAGUCAUCCAGGAAUGCACAUACGACUAUCAGGCGAUAGAUAUGUCCUAGUUGAGUAUGGACCCAUGGUACUGGACCUUACCCUACGAUUCCGUGUUCAUUUUCUUGAAAAACGCCUGCUAGAAUCAAGUAUACAUGGAAUAGAAGAAACAGCCCCAGGUGUACGGUCAAUCCAAGUGCGAUUUGAUGCAAUGGUGAUAUCAUUUGACAACCUUGUGGAUGUCAUUAGUAAAAUUGAUGAACAUCUUCCUGAUAUCACAAAGCUUGUUGUACCAACACGUGUUAUACAUCUCCCGAUGUGUUUCAACUACAGCGGGGUGGACAUGGCCAUACGACGUUACAUGGACAGUGUUCGACAAAAUGCUCCCUACUUGCCUUCUAACAUUGAAUUCAUUAGGAGGAACAAUGGCUUAGAAAACAUAAAAGAUGUAAAGACAAGGGUGUUUUCAGCCUCCUAUAUGUGUUUAGGUCUUGGAGAUGUUUAUCUUGGGGCCCCGUGCGCUGUUCCUGUGAACCCGCUGCAUCGCGUAGUAGUACCCAAGUACAAUCCCGCAAGAACUUUCACUCAAGAAGGAACGGUGGGUCUUGGUGGUUCCUACAUGUGUAUUUACCCGAUGAACAGUCCUGGCGGCUAUCAGCUCGUUGGUCGUACGCUACCAAUAUGGAACACUUACGCUAAUGGUAGUCCACUUUUCUCAGCAACAAAGCCUUGGUUGUUAGAAAUGUUUGAUCAGGUCCGCUUCUACGAAGUGUCAGAAGAUGAGCUGGAUGAAAUGCGCAACAACUUCUCCAUCGGGAAGUUAGACAUCAAGAUCGACUUCGAAAAUUUUAGUAUCGAGAAGUACAACGACUUUUCUCAAAGCAUCGAGAGCGAGGUCGUGUGCUACAAACAACAACAGAAAUCAGCAUCAGAGAUGAUGAUGAUCAAAGAGGAGGAGGGGAGUCUUGCUCUUCUGAAACCAGACCAGCCUGAGGGUAUCGAUAUCAUGAUGGUUGGUAGGGAUGAAGAUGGGACGUUAAAGGAAGGUGAAUUAGGAAUUUAUGCCGAUAUUCCUGGAAAACUAAGCCAACUAAUGAUAAAUGAAGGUGAUACCGUGUCCAUGAACCAAGCAUUGUUGGUUAUUUCAGCAAUGAAGAUGGAGAAUACAGUAUACAGUUCUGAGGCCGGCUUCAUAAGAAAAAUUUAUGUCUCCGAAAACCAAAUGGUUCGAAUUGGUACUCUUUUAAUGGCAAUCAAGAAAAGUGGUUCACAUGAUCACUAGAAUGGCUCAGAUGCCUUCCAUCAAAAACUCAUUCAUCAGUUAACCAGACAUUAUUGCCGUUUAAGUCAAUCAGUUAACCAGUCACUUUGCCGUCUAAGUCAAUCAGUAAACCAGACAUUAGAGUCAAUUUCGUAUGAGUGGGACACCGUUACCGCACGGUUACCGCACAGUUACCGGACCUGGCCUGCACAAUUUUUAUGAACCAAUGGGCACUAGAAUUUGGUUACAGUACUAUUACGGUUACAGUACAGUACCGUCCGUUUCCCACUCAUACGAAAUCCUCUCUAUUGCUGUCUAAGUCAAUCAGUAAACCAGACACUUUGCUGUCUAAGUCAAUCAGUAAACCAGACACUUUGCUGUCUUAGUCAAUCAGUAAACCAGACACUUUUGUUGUCUUAGUCAAUCAGUAAACCAGACACUUUGCUGUCUUAGUCAAUCAGUAAACUAGACACUUUGCUGUCUUAUAGUCAAUCAGUAAACCAGACACUUUGCUGUCUCAGUCAAUCAGUAAACCAGACACUUUGCCGUCAAUCAGGUUAAUCAGACAAUAUUAACUAUUUCUAGUAGUUUCUUUCAAGUGAAGUGCUGCGAGCAAAGGCACUUGAUAUAGUGGUGUGUGAAAAAUAGAGAAACUAUUAAUAUUAUUUACUAUAAAGUAGUUGAUAUCUCUUGUAUGGUGAAGGACUCUAAAGCACUGCGUGAUUUUUAAUAAAAUUACAUGUAACAGUUGGUA
Molecule: messenger RNA, 4582 nt
Organism: Exaiptasia diaphana
Lineage: Eukaryota; Metazoa; Cnidaria; Anthozoa; Actiniaria; Aiptasiidae
Product: urea amidolyase
Exons: 10
Coding region: 175-3849 (1224 amino acids)
Cellular component (GO): mitochondrion
Molecular function (GO): methylcrotonoyl-CoA carboxylase activity; ATP binding; metal ion binding
Source: RefSeq, a predicted model, not a curated record